CAGGAGGAAGAGGAGGACAGGAGUGGACACUGGUUUCCCCUUAAAACAAAAUGCAGACAAUACGGACGUUAUUCUGUUUAAAGAGCUAGCUUUAAUAUAUCCAUCGCAUUAGUUUCUCAUGUGUUUAUUGUCACAGUAAGAAUGUUGGAUGAGUGUGGCUCUCGAGGCCUCUCAGUGCCGCUCGAGGCAACAUGAGGACUAGAAGCAGUGCUGGAGUAUCUUCUAUGUGGAGCAACAGGGGGGAUUUUUAGGUGUCAGGAAGCCGAGGAGUCACCAAGAUGCUGCAGCUGGAGCAGCUACUGAGGACUUCAGCCUCUCCUCUAGCCAGGAAGCCAGCACUGCAGCCCUGCCGUCAGCAGCAUGGACUGCUACACGCCCCAACCCAAUCGUCGUCACAACCCCGUGGACAGCAUCUGCCGCAAACUGCAGACCAUCCAGUGGCGCGGUGACCGAGAGCCCAAUUCACCUUUCCAGAUUCCCAAACUCUCCUCCAGCAACUACGACAGCCCGCAGAGUGGCCUCAGGCACAACCUGGAAACCAUCCUGAAGAAAGGGACCCUGCACAGAGACGAGGGCGAGAGGGGAAAGGACAGAGGGAUGGGGUCAGCGGCCUCCCAGCGGAGAGACCUGGGUCCCUCCGUGCGUCCAUCGUGCAUCCCCUCCAGGCCAUCGUGCAUCCCCUCCACGCCAACUAACAUCACAUACACUAUCACUAGCACUCUGGGUGAGAGGAGAGGUGCCGAUGGGAGUGAUUUAAGGCAAGUCAAGACAUGGCAGGGGUAUUGUUCGACGCCCACAGGCCAGUCCAAAGACACCCCUUACUUUACGUUCACUCGAGGACCCCAGUCGGUGCAGCCCGAGAGCGAGAGGCCGAGCAGGAGCCCGCCUCUGAGUCGUACGUUCACCCCAAACAUGAGCACCUUCUCCUACAACCUCAACUUCUGCUCAGGGGACUUGGCGAACUCAACGGAGUGUGAGCUGCCCUACCCAGCUCUGGUUGUGAAGAGACUGUCUAUGGGAGAUGGAGGAUCCUCAGUGGCCUCUGAAAACAGGAAGGAGAACAUGGCAGAAAUCAGCCUAAUCUGCGAGGAGAAUCUGCUCGAUACCAUCUUCCAUGCCUGUGACACCCAGCGCCGAGGUAAAGUGUACGUGUCUCACAUCGUGGACUACCUGCGGCACACCACCAGUCGCAGCUCAGAAGACAGCGGGCUGGAUGACCUUUGCAACAUGCUCGAUCCAGAAAACAAAGACGUCUCCAUUGACCUGGAUACGUACCACGCCGUCAUGAAGGAGUGGAUCGAUGACUGCCGCAACAACGGGGAAGAGCUAACAGAUGACGUCACUCAGGACUCCGUCAAACUCAGAGACGGCCUAUCUGCCAGGAGGUCCACGUUGCUCAAUAUGACCUCAGGGAGCUUGGAGGCCUUUGGAGGGGAGGCAUCCAGAGCAGAAUUUGAGACAUCAGAGCUGGUGUAUUGUGUUGCUGACCUUCAGAUGAGCAACCAGAAGCUCCAGGAGGAGGUGAGGAAGCUGAAGCAGGUGGUGGAGGGCAUGGAGGAAAGCAACCAGAAGCUGGCAGAGGAGAACGAGGAGCUGCGCACUCAGGCCAGAGUUAACCAGCAGCUGGCCCAGAAGGAGAAGAUGCUGAAGGAGGAGGUGGAGGACAUGAAGGCCACUCUGAGCUGUACGGAGGAAGGCAGAGCUCGCGCCUCCGCACACUGUAAACAUGUGGAGAGGGAAAACCAGAGUCUCAUCGCCAAGAUUGCUUCUCUUCAGGAAGAGAACUUCAAGGUCACCAUGGAGACGGACGAGCUUCAGAGGAGAAUAACAGAGCUGUGUGACAUUAACACUGACCUUCAGGUGCAAAUCCACUCCUAUGAUGGCGUCGUUAGUGAAAAGGAAGCUGUUAUACUAGAGAAGAGCAGACAGAUAAAUGAGCUGAAGUCAACAGUGGAGGAAUACUCCUGCAUCACAGAGGUGCUGAGGGCAGACAAGAGCAAGCUGGAGAGCAAGAUGCAGAUGAUUUACCCAGACCUUUCUGGAGCUGGUCUGUCCCUGUCGGCGGCCUACAGGUUGAACCAGAGCAGCUCAGGAUCCCUACAGACCGAACUGGCUCUGGCACAGUCGCCACUGGAGGCUGACCAUUUGUCCACCACUAUGAGCUUCGUCUCCCCGUUGGAUGAGACGCUGGACAGGGAAGUGUUGCUGAUGCUGCAGGGACCCAACCCCGAACACAUGGCUCUGGAGUUCAAGAACCUCCUACAUAAACUGAAAAAGGAUUUCAGAGAAGAAACCAACUCUGUCUUGUCUACAGCUAGAGGCUUGCUGGACGGCGACGCACAGCCAGCGGGCAACACAGACACCCGUCUCCAGGCGGUGCAGGCCGAGCUGGACGCGAGGAGGGCCGACUGGGCCCUCAGCCUGGACCAGCUUGCCCAGUACACGGACUCGCUGGAGAAGGAGCUGAUCAAAAUGGCCAGUAACAUGAGGAGGUCCCGCACUGAGAUCCUGCACCUUUCAGUCAGGGUGCAGGAGCAGGAGAACCAGAAGCGGCAGCUGUGUGAGGAGCUGGAGCAGCUAAAGACACCUCAGGACAGCAGAGAGGCCUCAUGUCAGACACCUGCACUAGAAGACGAGCCUGGAGAUGACUUGGACUGGGACGAGGAGUUCGCCCUUCAAGACUUCCUGAAAAACGAGUUAGCAGAGAGGAAUUGCAGAGAACAGGGCGGGCGAACGGACAGAGGUGAAGAGGAGGACGUGGAUGAGAAGUGGACAGUGGUGGACACAGCUGGAGAGGGAGAAGCGAGGGACACGUCCACUCCUCUGUCUGCACAUUCUGGGGAGUCCCGGCCCGGGCACGGUGCAGCAGGAGGGGAUCAAGGCGCCGAAGCCUGCACUGAGUCAGAGCCAAAGGUGAACUGUCAGUCUGUGCAGGAGGAGGCAGCAGUGCCAUUGAGCACCCACUCACAAGCUGUCAGCAUUACACACCCCGAGGCGGAUGCUCUCCCUGAUCUGCCCCACUCCGAGAACAACAAUGCAGAGUCUCCCUCCUGUGGUCCAGCCCAAAGUCUGAGCAACUCACCUGAACAGGACCAAGCAGUCACACAUAGUAACACCCCUCCCACAGCAGCCCAGAUGGUCGCUCCCAACAGCACAUCACCUGGACAAGAUGACACCAUUACCCAGACUGAGAGCAGCCAGCCAACCAGUGAGGACCACAGGAGAGAAGAAGAGAAAGAAGGCAAGGCGGACUGGACCGCAGGAGCCAUGAGUCGCACUAAGAGCCUGAGUCGGGACCAGUCGGUAGACAGAUCAGCAGCAGAGGACAGCACGUGUCUGCUACCUGUGUUGGUUGAAGAGGAGGAGAGUGUGCAGGACAGUACAGCCGAGGUGCCUACAGUAGCCACCAGCAUGGAAGGGACGGACCGGCUCACCAGCAGCAGCACAGCGACCACCUUCUCUGACAGCAGCUCUCCUCGGUCAGGCUCGUCCAUCACGCAUGCCAGCCAAUCGGGGAGCGGCAUGGGCAGCGCGACCUCUGACCCCAGCCAAUCGGAGGAUAGUGCAGCCAAAAAGGAGUCCCUACCCUUCGGUGGCAAAAAUAAGAGGGAACUGGAGCUGACACGCAGCAUGGAGGCCAUCGAGGAGCAGAAGGUUCAGGAGGACCAGAGUGAGACCAGCGGGGCCACUGAGAAGGAAUCUGAGACGUCAAUGAAGUCAGACCCCUCCAAAGUGGAUAAGAACACCAUGUCCCCUAAUGACAAGGAGGUCGAGGCGGAGUUCCAGCGUCUGGCAUUGGGCUUCAAGUGCGACAUGUUCACCCUGGAGAAGAGACUACGGCUGGAGGAGAGGUCACGUGACCUGGCUGAGGAGAACGUCCGCAGGGAGGUGUCCAGCUGCCAGGGCUUACUGCAGGCUCUGACUCCUCUGUGUGAGGACGAAAACCAGUCCAUGGAGAUCAUCCUGAGGCUCCAGAAGAACCUGGACAUCCUCAUCCAGUCCAUGACCAGGGUGUCCAGUCGCUCUGAGAUGCUAGGAGCUAUUCACCAGGAGAGUCGUAUUGGUAAGGCUGUAGAGGUGAUGAUCCAACAUGUGGAGAACCUGAGGAGGAUGUACACCAAAGAGCAUGCCGAGCUUCUGGAGCUCAGAGAGGCGCUCAUGCAGAACGAGAGGUCGUUUGGAUCGCAGACUGAAAGAGGUAGCGAACGGUUCCAUAAAGAUGACUUCCGUGGCAAGAAGCAGACAACACAGUACUACAAGUCGUCAACCCGGCGGGUCAGCAUAGCAGCAAUCCCCCGCUCUGGUGGAGGCAACAUGCACUUUGACAUGUCCAAAACACAAGACUGCUCAGAGGCUGAAAUGGAGAGACUGACCAGGCGAUCCCCAUGGAAUGUGGGAGGGAAGAACCCUGCGCGCCCUCCACUAAAGCGCUUUGUUAGCUCUGCAGCCUGGGUUGAAACUGAAGAGCCUUCUCUCAUGAUGAAGGGGACGCCCUACGACUACACCGACGGCCAGUUGGAGGAUGAGCAGAAGGAGGAGCUGGUGGCAGAGAGGAGGAGGUCCAGUCUCAGUGAGCUGGGCAUCAAACUCACCUCCCUCAUUCUGCCCCUCAAGACGAGUCAGGAUGAGCUGUUUGUAAUGCUUCCGAGCCCUUCCUCCAGCCCUACAUCCACAGACCAAGGAAUGAGCCAGACUCUGUCCCACAGCCUGACCUCUUCCCGGACGGCCGCAGCAGAAGCGGUAGCCAGAGGCAGCAGGGGUCUCUGGCUUUGGUUGGCGAUGGUGGUGGUGCUAGCAGGUCUCCUGGCGCUGCUGGCCAGCCUGGUGAUGCAGCCAGCGGUAGAUGCGGCCCCUGUGGGGACCGGAGACUCCUGGAUGACCAUCCAGCAGCUGCUGUGGCCCUACACCGGGCUCCGGCACAACGGACAGCCCCCCGUCUAGCCCCCUGAGACCCGGGGAUGGAUGGCGUUACAGCCCAUCGGCCCUCUGCAGAAAUGAUCUGUGCACUGGGGUGGUGGUGAGGAAAGUACAGAGCACCACUCCUGAGCGGAGGCUGUCGGGAUGUUUACUGGUGCCUGAAGAUUCCUAAAACAAGACUCGCAUUGACAGCACAGGCUUCAGGGGUUAGUUAACCCUGUGGAGGAUUUUAUGCAUCACAUCACGUUUGCUAAUAGUUAGUCUUUGUGUGUGUGUGUAUGCGUGUGUCAGUGUUUUUAAGAGAAGAAGCAGUUACAGGUGGUGGAAAUCAACAUCCUCAACACAUCAUGAUGCAGUUUUCCUGUCAGUGCUGCUGGGACCCAACACAAUCUGUCAAAUCAGGUUUAAUCGGUCAUCAGAGCUGGUACAACGUUGACCAAUCAUGUCACAGCUUCAUCAGAAUGACGGCACUGAUCCACCAAAUCACACAAUGGGCCGCUGUGCAGUUUUCCAUUGACGAACAUCAUGGACGAUGGCUCCAAAUGUGCCACAUUGCUUUUUAAACCCAUUUCAUGCACUUGGACUGCCAGCCUUUUUUUUUUUUGGACAUUUUAUAACUUUUAAGUCUAUAAACACUGGUAAUAAAACUUUAAUUUUAAGUGUUUUGAAAUGUAUAUUUAUGAGUUUGUUCAUUUUGAGUGGGGAUAUGUGAAUAUCUGUUUAUUUUUGUUAAGUUAUAAUUCUACAUUGUUACAGUCUUAACACCAAAGGUUUCUUUUUUUUUAUUUUCCUCUUUACGUUCUUGCUGUGGUUGUCACCGUUUUUCAUCUUCAUACUCUUUUGUAUGUUCCAAAGAAGAUGCGUGAAACUUUGCACAAAUAAAGUAGCCUAUUCUACAAUA
Messenger RNA from Sebastes umbrosus (honeycomb rockfish), 5818 nucleotides. RefSeq names its product lymphoid-restricted membrane protein. The record is from RefSeq and is a predicted model, not a curated record. The transcript has 40 exons. Lineage: Eukaryota; Metazoa; Chordata; Actinopteri; Perciformes; Sebastidae. Bases 361 to 4941 code for a protein of 1526 amino acids. Gene Ontology annotation, cellular component: endoplasmic reticulum membrane.